Molecule: messenger RNA, 783 nt
Organism: Talaromyces rugulosus
Lineage: Eukaryota; Fungi; Ascomycota; Eurotiomycetes; Eurotiales; Trichocomaceae
Exons: 2
Coding region: 1-783 (260 amino acids)
Molecular function (GO): oxidoreductase activity
Source: RefSeq, a predicted model, not a curated record
AUGACCGCCGAUACCCUCUCUCUCACCGGAAAAGUCGCCAUUGUCACUGGCUCUGGUCGCGAAACCGGCAUUGGCGCAGGCAUCGCGACUGCCCUGGCUCGAAACGGCGCAUCGGUGGUUAUAAAUCACGUCUCUGACACAACUUCCACGCGUGCUGCAGCCGUGGCCCAAAAGAUAGUCGAUGCUGGAGGAAAAGCAGUUGUUGUUCAAGCCGACGUAUCGACCAAAGAGGGCGCCGAGAAACUUGUCCAGCAAAGCCUUGAAAAACUCCAGGUUCAACAUGUUGAUAUCCUUGUGAACAACGCUGCUGGCGGCCGUCCGGAAUCUUUCCUUACAGCUUCUCCAUCUUCGAUCGAAACGAUAUUCAAAUCCAUCGUCUACGCACCCAUUUACAUGAUUCAAUCCGUUAUCCCUCACAUGCCUCGAGGAGGCCGGAUAGUUAAUACAGGUAGCGUUGCGUCAAAACUUGGUCUCGGCCCAACUGCAGUAUACGGAGCCGCCAAGGCUGCUGUAGAUGCAUUGACCUUCUCCACGUCGAUGGAGCUGGGCCGUGGCUAUGGUGUGACAAUAAACACUGUCAUGCCCGGCCCGGUUGAUACAGAGGCACUGCCCAAAGAAGUUGCGGACAAGAUACACGGGGCUUUGGUGCCCUUGACAAGAGCAGAGGAGAGGGUCGGUGCAGUUGAGGAUAUUGCAGACGCGGUGCUGCUGCUCUGCUCUGAGAAGAGUCGGUGGGUGACCGGUCAAGUUAUUAGUGUUAGUGGCGGGAUUACCGGAGGAUGA